CGAUCAGCCUUGUGCAACAUCAGCAAACAAAUACCAACAAACACACUUCCAACCUCCGACCUUCAACCUUCUCUUCUCCUCAACAACAACAACAACAACAACAUACCUACCUACCUACAACCCCUCUCAACACCAUCACCAUGACGCACACCGCCGCCAAAAUCGGCGUCAUAAUCUGCUCCUCCCGCAAACCCCGCGCCUGCCCCCAAAUAACCGACUUCAUCAUCUCCACCAUCAACAGCCUACCCCUCCGCGGGGAUCGCAUCAACAACACAAUCCUCACCCCCAUCGACCUCGCCGAAUGGAACCUCCCGAUGUUCGACGAAUCCGACGUGCCCUCGCAAGUGCACGACCCCUCCAAAUACGACCACGCACACACGCGCGCCUGGGCCGCCGAGGUCCUCAAGUACGACGCCUUCAUCUUCGUCGUGCCGCAGUACAACUGGGGAUACCCGGCGGUCGUGAAGAACGCGAUCGAUUACCUGUACCACGAGUGGAAGGGCAAGGCGGCGCUGGUGGUCAGCUAUGGGGGACAUGGCGGCGGGAAGUGUAAUGCGCAGUUGAGGCAGGUGCUGUGUGGGGUGAAUAUGAUUCCGACGCAGACGAGUGUCGAGUUGAGUUUUCCCGGGCGCGAGUUCACGGUUAAGGCCGCCAGGGGCAAGAAUUUGGAGUUGGAUGGGAGUGGGAAGCCCGGGACGACGUGGGGCGGGCAGGAGAGGGAACAGAUUGCCAAGGCGUAUAAUGAGUUGUUGAAGAUUGCGGGUGCAAAUGUAAGCGAGUCGCAGGAAUGAAUGGAUGGGAGAUAAAGGUUAGAGUGGUUGUGGGGAUGAUUGCCUUUUUCUUCUUCUGCCCGCUUCUUCCUUCUUUCCUUCCCUUUG
Mollisia scopiformis is the source of this 878-nucleotide messenger RNA. RefSeq lists its product as uncharacterized. The record is from RefSeq and is a predicted model, not a curated record. Gene Ontology annotation, cellular component: cytosol. The transcript has a single exon. Gene Ontology annotation, molecular function: oxidoreductase activity; FMN binding. The coding region runs from base 141 to 791 and encodes 216 amino acids. Lineage: Eukaryota; Fungi; Ascomycota; Leotiomycetes; Helotiales; Mollisiaceae.